Molecule: messenger RNA, 1149 nt
Organism: Xenia sp. Carnegie-2017
Lineage: Eukaryota; Metazoa; Cnidaria; Anthozoa; Malacalcyonacea; Xeniidae
Product: neuromedin-B receptor-like
Exons: 1
Coding region: 27-938 (303 amino acids)
Biological process (GO): G protein-coupled receptor signaling pathway
Cellular component (GO): membrane
Molecular function (GO): G protein-coupled receptor activity
Source: RefSeq, a predicted model, not a curated record
GUUACCACUUGCGAAGGACAUCUAUAAUGGCGUCCUACUGGACUUGGUAUAUAUUCAUUCUUGUGGCUCUCGAUUGGCUUGUUGUUGUCGUUGGUGUUGUUGGAAACAUUCUUACAAUAGUUGCCCUCGUCAAAUACAAAGCUAUCAAGAACAAAAGCAUCAAUUUGCUUUUUGUCAACCUCACUGUUGCAGAUCUUGGUGUGCUGCUGGUUCAUCAUUCUUUCCAAUGCAUUCAGCUCUACAACAAAGGACGAUGGAUCUUUGAUGAUCUUGCCUGCAAAAUAAUUCCACCUGUAUCUCGGGCAUUUCUAACUGUUUCCAUUCUUAUCCUUUCCGCCAUAUCGUACCAACGUUACAGAUCUAUUAUUUAUCUUUUCAAGCCUGCUCCAUCAAAAAGAGGAACAAUAAUUCUGACGGUUAUAAUUUGGGUAACAGUUAUAUUCACGUACGGUUCUCUUGAUGUCAAUUUUCGACGAUAUGAUCCUCAGUCAAGGCGUUGCAAAAUCAAAGAUUCAGCGAUGACUUUUUUUCUCUAUACCAUUGUGGAGAAGGCAUUGUAUGUCUUUUGUUUCGCCUACAUCACGUACAUGUUCCUGAAAAUACGUCCGGUGCUUGCACGGAGUAUUGACGUUCAAAAGAAUUCCUUUUUUAACAAGGCAGUUUCCCAAAGUGCUCAGACUUUAAAACUCCUGCGGCCAACAUUGAUAAUUUUGUUCAUGUCUCUUGUACUAUCGUGGGUCUUAUUGACAACGGUUUUUUUGAAUGUUAAAAGUUUUCAUCCAUCCCAGCGCUUAUUGAUGUAUCAUAUUGUUGGAAUACUGAUUGUGCUCAACAGUGCAGUCAACCCCUUUAUAUACGUGGUCAAGUCGCGUUCUUUUGCUCAAUCUUUUGCAAAAAUAUUUCAUUUGGGACAGAAAAAGUUCAAAAGGACGAUUUAGGAUAAGACGGCGCAGUUUGCUCUUCCUGUACGCUAGCUAAUGUGUAAUAUUACGAUUUUAAUGUGAUUUGUAAUAGCUAAUGUGUAAUAUUACGAUUUUAAUGUCCACACAGUGGGCAUUUUUAGUAAUUAUAAAAUAGCUACCAGCUGUAUCUAGAAAUUGAAGUUCAAUAAUUUGAUUUUAAUAUAAAUAUAUAUAAAUUGUGAAUGUA